Molecule: messenger RNA, 2675 nt
Organism: Fukomys damarensis (Damara mole-rat)
Lineage: Eukaryota; Metazoa; Chordata; Mammalia; Rodentia; Bathyergidae
Gene: Sema3c
Product: semaphorin 3C
Exons: 16
Coding region: 79-2157 (692 amino acids)
Biological process (GO): neural crest cell migration; negative chemotaxis; negative regulation of axon extension involved in axon guidance
Molecular function (GO): semaphorin receptor binding; chemorepellent activity
Source: RefSeq, a predicted model, not a curated record
AUUUCAGAGCUUCGAGCCACCAAGACCUCGGAGUACUUCAGCCUGUCUAACCACCCAUUAGACUACAGGAUUUUACUCAUGGAUGAAGAUCAGGACCGGAUCUAUGUGGGCAGCAAAGAUCACAUUCUCUCCCUGAAUAUUAACAACAUAAGUCAAGAACCUUUGAGUGUUUUCUGGCCAGCAUCGACAAUCAAAGUUGAAGAGUGCAAAAUGGCUGGCAAAGAUCCUACGCACGGCUGUGGGAAUUUCGUCCGUGUAAUUCAGGUUUUCAACCGCACCCACUUGUAUGUGUGUGGGAGUGGAGCUUUCAGCCCUGUCUGCACGUACGUGAACCGAGGCCGGAGAUCCGAGGACCAAGUUUUCAUGAUCGACUCCAAGUGUGAAUCUGGCAAAGGUCGCUGCUCUUUCAACCCCAGCGUGAACACUGUGUCUGUCAUGAUCAAUGAGGAGCUUUUCUCAGGAAUGUAUAUAGAUUUCAUGGGCACGGAUGCUGCUAUUUUUCGAAGUUUAACCAAGAGGAAUGCGGUCAGAACUGAUCAGCACAAUUCCAAGUGGCUGAGUGAGCCUGUGUUCGUGGAUGCUCAUGCCAUCCCGGACGGCACAGACCCCAACGAUGCCAAGGUGUACUUCUUCCUCAGAGAGAAGCUGACGGACAACAACAGGAGCUCAAAGCAGAUCCACUCCAUGAUCGCUAGGAUAUGUCCUAAUGACACAGGUGGCCUGCGUAGCCUGGUCAACAAGUGGACUACGUUCCUGAAGGCCCGGCUGGUGUGCUCUGUCACAGACGAGGAUGGCCCCGAAACGCACUUCGACGAAUUAGAGGAUGUCUUUCUGUUGGAAACUGAUAAUCCAAGGACAACACUGGUGUAUGGCAUUUUUACAACAUCAAGCUCCGUCUUCAAGGGCUCUGCAGUGUGCGUGUACCACCUGUCUGACAUACAGACCGUGUUCAACGGGCCUUUCGCCCACAAGGAAGGGCCGAACCAUCAGCUGAUUUCCUACCAGGGCAGAAUCCCCUACCCUCGCCCAGGCACUUGUCCCGGAGGAGCCUUCACGCCCAACAUGCGGACCACCAAGGAGUUCCCAGACGACGUGGUCACCUUCAUCCGGAACCACCCGCUCAUGUACAACGCCGUGUACCCGGUCCACAGGCGGCCUCUGAUCGUCCGCAUCGGCACCGACUACAAGUACACCCGGAUCGCUGUGGACCGCGUGAGCGCGGCCGACGGCCGGUACCACGUCCUGUUUCUGGGAACCGAUCGGGGCACUGUGCAAAAGGUUGUCGUUCUUCCUACUAACAGCUCAGCCAGUGGUGAACUCAUUCUGGAGGAGCUGGAGGUCUUUAAGACUCACGUUCCCAUAACAACCAUGAAAAUAUCAUCCAAAAAGCAACAGUUGUACGUGAGCUCCAACGAAGGGAUUUCCCAAGUGUCCCUGCACCGCUGCCACAUCUACGGCACAGCCUGCGCCGACUGCUGCCUGGCUCGGGACCCGUACUGCGCCUGGGACGGCCUCUCCUGUUCCAGGUUCUACCCCACCGGGAAGCGGCGGAGCCGGAGGCAGGACGUGAGGCACGGAAAUCCGCUGACACAGUGCAGAGGGUUUAACCUAAAAGGAUAUAGAAAUGCAGCUGAAAUUGUUCAGUAUGGAGUAAAGAAUAACACCACUUUCCUCGAGUGCGCCCCCAAGUCUCCACAGGCUUCCAUCAAGUGGUUGUUACAGAAGGACAAAGACAGGAGGAAAGAGGUGAAGGUGAACGAACGCAUGAUCGCCACCCCGCAAGGCCUCCUGAUCCGUUCUGUCCAGGAUGCUGACCAAGGGCUGUACCACUGCAUCGCGACAGAAAACAGCUUCAAGCAGACCAUCGCCAAGAUCAACUUCAAAGUUCUGGAUUCGGAAAUGGUGUCUGUGGUGACGGACAAGUGGUCCCCAUGGACCUGGGCCAGCUCCGUGAGGGCCCUGCCCUUCCACCCCAAGGACAUCAUGGGGGCCUUUAGCCACUCGGAGAUGCAGAUGAUCAACCAGUACUGCAAAGACACGCGGCAGCAGCAGCUGGGUGAGGACUCAAAGAAGCCAAGAGGUGACUACGGCAAGCUCAAGGCUCUGAUCAACGGCAGCAAAAGUAGGAACCGGAGGAACCACUUUCUGGAGUCCUAAUGCGUCCUCAUGUGGGGCCUCUGCUUCCAGUAACAAAUGCCCUAUCUUCAAUGAUCAAGUCUUGAGCAAAAUAAUCUAACGCUUUUCCCAUGAGAAAUUCCGGACAAUAGAUGAUGACUUUCUUCUAUAGGAGUUUUUCGUGGAUGGAAAUGAGCAUGCAUUUUCUUGUACCAUAUUGACUAGCACUAGACAAGUCCUGUCCUCAUGGUGCGGUACAAAUAUUUAAUUUAACCCAGAUUAUUUAUAUCUUUAGUCAUCUUUUCUUCGAUGCCAACAUGCAGUUAUAAAAGGAGGUCUGUUACAUCUCUGGAUUGAACAAGAGGUGCAACCAGGCAAUAUUUCUUCUUUGCUUUAAAGGGUUAGAUUUCCAGUUGGUGAUGAUUUUAUAAAUGAAACAAAUUCCAAUUCACAGCUGUCAAUGUAGUAUAAGUCAUAUAAAUGUGUGUGACAGAGUGGCCUUGAGAAGAGAUGUAGAAUAAUAGAUAAGUGACAGAAAGUAUCUAAAUGUUAUAUACAAA